Messenger RNA from Diaporthe batatas, 2126 nucleotides. RefSeq lists its product as uncharacterized. The transcript has 3 exons. Gene Ontology annotation, molecular function: protein binding. Bases 192 to 1724 code for a protein of 510 amino acids. Lineage: Eukaryota; Fungi; Ascomycota; Sordariomycetes; Diaporthales; Diaporthaceae. The record is from RefSeq and is a predicted model, not a curated record.
UGCUCAAGUACCUAGGUACUCAAUACCUACCUACCCAGGUACCUACUUAUCUAGGUAAGUACCUAGGUAGGUAGGUGAUAAGUAGACUGGUUGCAUCAUCGACGGCCGAUGCCGCACCAGCACGCGUUUGUGUUCUCGUCCUCGUCCUCGCCCUCGGCCGCCACGCGCACCAGCCCACCCAUCCAGGCUCAAUGGCACGGCUGGGCUCGAUCACCCUGCCCGACCUUCCCUCGGAGCUCAUCAGCAACGUGCUAUCCUACCUGUCGCCUCUCGAUCUCGUUUCCGUCUCCCUGACAAACCACCUACUCAGGGUCCACUCUCUUGCAGACCACUUGUGGCAGGGAAUUGUCCAGGCGCAGUUGCACGGCGUGAAGCUCACCACCCCGAGCCCAUGCGCGUCUUUCCGGGAGCUCUACAUCGCACACGACCCGCGCUGGUUUCUGACAAGGUACAAGAUCUGGUUCUGCGACCGCGACCUCACGGGCAAACUGGUAAUCGUACGUUACGAUGACCGCCGAGGUGUCAUCGAGGGCUACCAGCUGUUGGCCAACCGGCCCAUGUCCUCCACCACCAGCCACCACCAGAGCUUGAGCGAGCACGGCGAGCUCGUCAUUCACGACUUCGAGCCAGAAUUAAAGCUUCACCUCGACAAGCCUGUCCUGCAGCUGAGGGCCAACAGCCUGGAGAACACCAUCCGCGUGACCACCGCGAGGUCGCCGCCGCCCUCCACUAGUGGCCCCUCCGCCCUCCCAUCAGCAACCGACCACCCGAACAAGUUCUCCGCCGAGACACCCAUGCCCCUUGACAAUAGGUUUACCGACAACAUGUUCAACACCUUCAUACUAGCCCGCUCCCUUCCGGACUCUCUGGCCAAACAACGCCAGCGUCUUCCUUUCCCCUACGGGAAUACAUGGCCGCCUCCGGCCGUACCAGCGGCCACCUGGGUUUCCGCGGGCGAUUUGAUCGGCCCUGAGGAUCGUCCUACCACCAGGGGCGAGAUCAACGACAAGGUCUUCAGGAUACGCUCGUGGCUAGAAAUGCGACCCGCGGGGCUGCGCGGGGUGUCCAGGCCCUCUUUACCCCUGGAUAACGACUGGCCCUCGAACAACGCAGUCUUUGGACAGGCAUCUCGAGCCUGGCCGUCUGAUUAUAACCCCGGGACCCGCCCCUCCAUGAGCACACAUGUUGGCGAUCAGAUCACCACGUACUCAACGCUAGAUCCCGAAUUAUAUACCCCGAAUACAAGCCAGCCCUGGAAGGGAAUUUGGGUUGGCGAUUACAGUGCGCACGGCUGCGAAUUUCUGCUCGUCACGCAGAGUCACACAACCCCUUUUGACGAGGCCGCAUUUGAUGCGACAAGAACAGAGGAAGAAUCCGUCGCAGACUUCCAACGGCGCAAGACGGAUGCCCGGAGAUACCGUGGUCGUCUCGAGGCCAUCAAGCUUACAGGUGAUCCCAAUGUUCCUCGUGGUGAAUGCACUUUUGUAGCAGAGGACCUCGGCGAAGACGGAUUCGUGACUACGAUAGACGAUGAGCCGUUCAGGGGCGCGAGGGUGGUCAAAAGCAAGGGCCAUGUUGCCCAGACAGGAUUCGUGAAUGACAACUACAUUAAGUCACAGUUGCUCCUGAUAUCUGAGAAAAGGCUGGCUCAGUACUGGGUGGGAUUCGGUCAUGUUAGCUUCUUCGAGAAGGUCGACAUUGACCAGUUUCUCGUACCGGACUAGCGAUCGCCCACAGGAGAUUGAAUUAGCAAUGGUAGACGAGAGCACUCGAAAAUAGACCAUGAGCUACUAUAUUGAGCAAAACAGUCAUCUCAUUUGUAUAGGCGGACAUGCAUCUUUCAAUACUGGGGCCUGGCGCCGGCAGCUAAGCAAGAAUACCCCCGUCUGUCUUUUCUUUAAUAAUACUCGGGGCAAACACCAUGCGUGACUGAGCACCGGAUAACAUCAACCGGAGGUACCUAUGUAGGUCUAUUUGUUGUAUAUCAACUGCCCAGGUGCCCGGCAACGGUAUCUAACCCCCCCUCCCUCCCCCGAAAAAGAGAGGGAAAAUCUGCUAUGGGAUAUUCUCUUCUAGGACAAAUAGUUCAUUUCUGAUCCCAUUACAUAAGAAGCCAUCUUGAAUAG